CAUAUAUUAAUUAGGGUUCCCACUGCAGUUCUCCCGUUAACUGCAUCUUGAUCAUUUAAUACUUGACUUCUUUCUUUACAGGGUUUGUAUGAAGACAAUAAAGUAGACCAUGAAUAUGAGAUAUGAGUUCACAGAUAAUUACAAUCCCUCCUCGUCAGAGUGGAGGUUAGUUUAUCAAUAAAACACCAUCAACUUAUUUCUUUGUAACAGUAUUAUGAUUUGUUUGUCAUACAAACAAGUUUUUCUUUUAUAAUAUUACAACUAUUCUCGACUUCCCAGAGAACACAGAUGACGUGUGAUGAAUGUUUUAUUUAAUGAACAUGUAUCACACUACAGAUGCAGCACAGAGGGAGGGGUCUGUGACCUGCUACCUCAAAACGACAGAGACAGAGUCAGCGUGUCUCUAUACAGAAAGUGAGUCCUGUUAUCAAGAUGUUCUCUCUGGACUUAUAGAUCCAGUGAAUCAUUGAUCUCUACAGACUCAGUGUUCAAAGGAUGAUUUACAGGGAGAAGAUGAUCUGCAGCAUCCUGCUGCUCAUCACACUGACCUCCUGUGUCUCUGCAUCAUUAGUAGUGAAUGUGACACAGAGCUCCUAUCAGGCAGAGGAGAACCACAACAUCACUCUGGAAUGGACCUUCACCACCAGAACAGACGGUUCCCUCAAGUCCCUUUAUAUCAUCUGUGAGAUGUUAACUGAUGUCAGACUCUUCAUCCUGUUUCAUCUAUAUGAAGGUGUUGAGGUUCCAGAGUCUCAGCAUGAACGGUUUGCAGGACGAGUCCAGUUUGACAAAGACGUCCUCAGAGAAGGACGACUCAGACUCCACAUGUCCAGACUCAGGACUGCUGACUCAGGUCUUUACCUGUGUGAUGUGUUCACAGGUCAUGAUGAGAGAUCAAAGAGAUGUCACCUCAACGUCACAGAGAGGGAUCGGCCCAAACCUGAGACACCAAACUCAUCAAGUGGAGGAAGAGGUGCUUCAACGACAGGAAGUCCAUCACAAGCACAGAGACCGGGAUGGAUCGGCCUCUACUGUGUACUGGGACUGAUCGUAGCAGGAACUCUGCUGGGUGGUUGUUACUAUCUGCGUAGAAAACAUCCAAUGAAUCAGUCUCUGCCUAGAGAACUAGAUCCAAUGAAUCACUCUCUCGAACCAGAUCCAGUGAUUCUCUCCUUAUAGACUCAGAUGAUUGUAGUCUCUCAGAGGUCGGGGGUCCAAAGCAGCGUCUGAAGGUCUCGUUGUGAUGAUCUGAUGUCUGAAUGAGCUGCUCAGUCACAGCUGGUCGUAGCGGAGUGAGAGGAGUUAUCUAUGGUCUUCAUCCUCCUCUUCAUCACUGUCUGAUGGUCUUCAUCUCGUGCUUCAUCCUCCUCUUCAUCACUGUCUGAUGGUCUUCAUCUCGUCCUUCAUCCUCUUCAUCACUGUCUGACCUCAGAGCUGGAUAGACGACAGAGGAAACAGAGCUCUGGUUCAUUGUUCUGAUCGGACUCUUCAUCACUUCUUAGAUCUGCAAGUCGUUUGAGUCGAGCUGCACAUCUUGUGUUUGUCGGAUGAAUAUGGAGUUAAUGAUUUGAUUUAAGGUGUGAGACUAUAUGAGGAGAUUGUUUUCCUGCUGCUUUCCAUAAAUGUAAAUUCGAUGCCGAUAUUUUUCAUAAUGAGAACUUGUUUAUUGUCUGGUUGCUAUAUUUCCUGUUCAUUGCAUUGUUCAGAAUGAAUAAAGUCAAACAAAAUGAUUCUCUAUCCAUUCAUAUCCUCAAAUCUCACUAAUAUACAUUAUGACUGGAUGAAAAUAGGGAAAAAUCAGCAUUUUCUUCGUGCUGUAAGUCGUUUGAAAGUUAUUUUGGACUGAGUGAGUUAAAAUAAUGACGAUGGAUAAACUUCCAGGUGCCACAAAAAGGACAAUGCAACUCCUCGUGCAGCAGAUGUUUGGCUCUCUCCUACUUCCUCAUGCGACACAACAUCCA
This is a messenger RNA of Anarrhichthys ocellatus (wolf-eel), 1961 nucleotides long. RefSeq lists its product as uncharacterized. Lineage: Eukaryota; Metazoa; Chordata; Actinopteri; Perciformes; Anarhichadidae. The transcript is spliced from 4 exons. Gene Ontology annotation, cellular component: external side of plasma membrane. The coding region runs from base 496 to 1179 and encodes 227 amino acids. Gene Ontology annotation, biological process: positive regulation of T cell proliferation; cellular response to lipopolysaccharide; cell surface receptor signaling pathway. The record is from RefSeq and is a predicted model, not a curated record.